UCUUAUCCUCAGCAAUACCGCAGUGAUUACAACAGCUGACUCCAUCCAGCGCUAUUGUUAUAUUCAUCAGUUUAUCAUCCUUAUCCGCAUCCUGUGCGUUAUAUACAUGUUCCCGGCGAUACUGCGGAUUGCACACCCCGAACUACCGGCAUUUUGAGCACUGCUUAUCGGGCUUAACCGGAAGUACAUCCACAUCCGUAUCCGCUGGCGCAUAAUCAUGCUCUACCGGUAAUUCCUUCCAGUCGAAUCUUGUUGGAUCCGCCGGUCCCGGUCGGAAGUAAUAAUUAUUACUGGAGUGUACACCUCGCACUCCUGACAACUAUCCACAUUCUCCCGUCAGCAACGGGCAUUUUCCCGCCUCCUGCGAAACAACGAUGGCCUCGUCUACACAGACUGACCGACAACGAAGUCAACGCACCGCCACCCCGGCCGACAUCCCGCGUUUCCUCCGCCUAAUUAGCGCGCUCAUCGUAGCGGCGCUCUAUGUACCUUUUGCUCAUGCUCAUGGAAAACAGGUGGUGAAGCGGCAAGCCGGCGUGCCGGCGCCGGCGCAGAACCCGCCGGUCUUGCAGGCGCUGGACCAGCUGCGCGGCAACGAGGCGCUGUCGGCGACGCAGGUGCAGCAGGUGCUGGCGGGCGCCUACCCCGGCCAGUACCCCACCUACAGCUACAUCCCGCAGACCUCCUUCAGCUGCACGCAGGUCAGACAGUUCGGCUACUACGCCGAUCCCGAGACGCGCUGCCAGGUCUUCCGCCGCUGCGAGGCCAACAACUUCAUGUUCUCCUACAUCUGCCCCAACGGCACCGUCUUCAAUCAAAUAACCCUGGUGUGCGACUGGUUCUUCAACGUCAACUGUCCCGUCGCCAACGGAUUCUUCGACUACAGCAACCCGCGAAUUUACCGACAAGACCUGCACCUCUUCGACGACUACUACCCGGGGGCGGGCGCCUACGGCGGCGCUGCUGGUUAUUCUCCGUACCCCUCCGCUUCCGGUGCCUCCGGCGCGGUGUACGCCCCGGCCGCGCCCUCCUACGCCGCGGCCGCCGCCCCGGCCUACAGCAGCGGGCUGUACAGCGCGACCGGCGCCUCCGGGGGGCUGUACGGCGGCAGCUACGGCAUGUCCGGUUCGGCGCCCAUUCCGGCCAUCGCGCCAGCGGCACUGGCCACCGCCCCCGCCGGCGGCGUCCUGGCGCAGGCCACGCCCAACACCGCGGCCCAAGCCGGCGCCACGCAGUACAGGAACCGGAUGGCCAAUGUUAAUAGCCCGGCGGCGCCCGCCACCGACGGCGAUGCUGUGAUAAUAUAGUUGAAUCGACAGGCAUGGAAUUUAAUUCGAUUAAAUUAAAAUUUAGUAAAUUCAAUUUGAUUAAAUUAAAUUGAAUUAAAAGAUAGAUUGAUUAAUGCGAAUUUCGCCGCUGACCUGCGUGUCAGUACUCGGCGCAUGCCGGUAAAAACCCGGCUGGCCAAAAUUGUAUAUAGUGCAUGCAAGCAAUAUUUACCAAUUAUUGUACAAUAUUUGUG
Molecule: messenger RNA, 1522 nt
Organism: Paramacrobiotus metropolitanus
Lineage: Eukaryota; Metazoa; Tardigrada; Eutardigrada; Parachela; Macrobiotidae
Exons: 4
Coding region: 375-1307 (310 amino acids)
Cellular component (GO): extracellular region
Molecular function (GO): chitin binding
Source: RefSeq, a predicted model, not a curated record